AUGAACGAAGAGCAAGAGCGGGCAUUUAAACACGCACGCUAUUCGCAUCAACAACAACAACAACAAUAUCAGCAACACCAACAGCAGCAACAGUCCCAGCAGCAACAGUCCCAACAACAACAACAACAACAACAACAACAGCAGCAGCUGUCGUCCAGGUUCUUGCACACACCACCCACUGCUGGCUCACCGUCGAUACAAGUCAAGUCUUCCCCGCCCAACUUCUCGGCAUCGCCCCUGCGUACCCAGUCUCAAUUGCAAUCUCACGUGCAAGCUCAAGUAAUGCAGCCUUCGUUGCCGUCGUUGCCGAUGCCUUCACACCAUCAACAACAGCAGCAGCAACAACAACAACAACCUCAGCAUCUUCAUUUACCGCCUUAUCAAUCCACACCCCCGCAACAACAUCAACAGCCUCCGCCGCCACAACAGCCACAGCAGCAGCAGGCGCCACCAUUACCACCUCCGCAGUCUGUAACCCAUCGUCCGUCGCAAUCACCCAUACCACCGCCGUCCAUACCUCCAGGUGCAACGACCAUUGCUCCUGUCUCUUCCAGCGUGGCAUCAAGUAUGGCAGCAGCCGCCGCCGCCGCUGCUGCUGCUGCUGCAGUUUCGCAAAGUCUUCCUGCCCUACCGCCAACAUUGGCACAAUCACCCCACACUACGGCGGCCACGGCCAUGUUGAAUGGAAACGGCAUCCCUACUACUAGCUCGGCUCAUAGUUCGGCUCCUACAAGUGUGACAGCUACAAGUCAGGCUACGACCACGCCUCCUGUUGCUGCUGUUGCUGGUAGUACAACUACGACGACGACGACGACAACCACUGCUCCCAACGGACGGGUAUCUCCAAAACAACAGCAACAAGCCAAACAAGAGGUGCUGACAUUGGAAGAAUUUGUGCAUGCGUUGCAGCAAGAGACAGAAUUCGACCGGAAACAUUACAAUGUGGAGAUCACGCCGUUGAUAUUACGGAUGGGUGAAGGCGCUGGGUUCUCGCAAUUGGGCCGUGGGGUGUGCGAACGUGUGCUGUCAGGAACCAAGUUCAACUUUAGCUUAAAAGAUCAACGACGGUCCAUCAAGACCCCUGAUACCUUAUCGACCCUACGAUACUAUUGCUCCCAGCGAGCAGAUACAGCCAAACCAAGAAAAGCCAGUGAUCAUCCCAAAGCUACGAACCGAUACGACUGCGCAGGCGCAUUGACGAUUAUCAUCGACUUGACGAAAAAGACAGCACAUGUGACGUUAAUACACAAGCAUUCCCAUCCACCGUUUGUUCCACAUCAUCACCAUCAUUAUCACAACAACAACAACAACAACAACUCUUCAUCAUCUCAACAAGCAUCCUCAUCACAAACUGCUCAGCAACAGCAAGCACAGGCUGCCGCUGCAGCCGCUCAGCAAGCGGCUCAACAGCAACACCAGAAACGAUUAGCGCAACAACGGAAGGCUGCCAAACAAAUUGACCAACAAUUCGAGACACUCAAACAGAAGGUGGCAGGGUUUGGCAGGUUACUGGAAUCGCAGCAGCCAUUCAAGAACAAGGAUUUUGUCCAAACGGCUGGUGAGGCUUUUGCGGGUGCAGAAGAAAUGCUGGCGGCUUGUCUAGCGGCAGAUCAGGCUGCUGCGGCUGGCAUCAUGGUGCCGCAACAACAGCACACGAAUGCCACCACCGCCGAAUCCAAGUAUACCAUGCAUUACAAUAAGAAAGGAAACGUGUAAUCAAUCCCCUCUAUUCUUUUUCUCUAGGUUGUGUGUAUAUAUUAAAAAAACAAUGGGAAACUCUUUUUUUUCUCUCUCUCUCUCUUUUAAAAACAUUCAUCCAACAAACAUUGCUGAAAGGAGAUACUUUGUUGCUGUGGGUUGUCAAUGCGUGAUACAC
Zychaea mexicana is the source of this 1876-nucleotide messenger RNA. RefSeq lists its product as uncharacterized. Lineage: Eukaryota; Fungi; Mucoromycota; Mucoromycetes; Mucorales; Lichtheimiaceae. The coding region runs from base 1 to 1716 and encodes 571 amino acids. The record is from RefSeq and is a predicted model, not a curated record. The transcript is spliced from 2 exons.